UUCCUGCACGGCCGAGGCCAGAAGGAGCUGAGCGUGCAGAUGGUGCAGACAAUGAAGAUUGGCUUGAAGGACCAAAACAAGGGGUUGUUCUCCAUCUGGCAAGAGAUCUUCCAGCUCCCAAAGGUCCAAAGGCACAGGAUAGGAAUGGACCCCGCUUUGCCAACCCAGCUCCUGGUGGGUGAUGAGGACCUGUCACACCUCGGGGGGACGGCUGGCUUCAACGCAUCCUCCCACCGCUUCCACUACAUCCUGCACCUCGCCAUCUCCUCGGGGGAGCAGGAGAAGCUGGCCCAGGGUCUGUACGACAAUUUCCUGAACAUGAAGCUGCGGGACUCCAGUUUCAGCUCGGUGUGCUUGGCCCUGGAGUGGCUGGGCUUCUCUGACUUGCUGAGCCGGGCUGUCCUGCACGGGCAGAGCUUCCAGCUGAUGCGGUACCUGCCCUUCCUGCCCGUGGCUUUCCACCUGCUCUUCGCGGCCACCAGCAUCCCCCGGCUUGCUUAUCCCAGCAGCCAGCAUGAGGCCCUGGCCAAGCUGAACCACAUGCAGAACCUCGUCAUGUCCAUGGUGUCAGGGAUAACGCCCAGCGCCCGCAGCCGUGCGGGGCUGCAGUCUCUUGUCUUGGAGGUGCUGUGUCUGCUGCUGGACAUCAUCUCCCCGAAGCUCCGACCGGUGAACACGCAGCUCUACAGCGUGAAGGAGAAGCAGCAGCUGGCAGACCUCAUCAGCACCAUGCUGGCCUACAACCUCACCUACCACCAGGAGCGCCUGCCCGAGGGCCAGUACGUCUACAAGCUCGACCCGAACGUGGAGGAUGUCUGCCGGUUCCCGGACCUGCCGGCUCGCAGGCAGCUGACCUACCAGGCCAAGCAGCUCAUCGCCAGGGAGAUCGAGCUGGAGAAGAUGAGGAGGACAGAGGCUUUGCUGCAGGCACGAAACCUGGGCAAGGAGCCCAGGAACGGCCUCGGCGAGGCAGAGGAGCGAGAGGACACGGGGCCGGCGGUGCCCCCCAACCACCAGCAGCGCCUGGAGCACAUCAUCCGGAGGGCGGCGGUGGAGGACAAGCCUGAGACCGAUUUCUUCGGGCGACCGCUCCGUCGGCGGCAAAGCUCCCCGGCCCUCGGGGCCCCCCCU
Molecule: messenger RNA, 1131 nt
Organism: Balearica regulorum gibbericeps (East African grey crowned-crane)
Lineage: Eukaryota; Metazoa; Chordata; Aves; Gruiformes; Gruidae
Source: RefSeq, a predicted model, not a curated record